Molecule: messenger RNA, 417 nt
Organism: Aphidius gifuensis
Lineage: Eukaryota; Metazoa; Arthropoda; Insecta; Hymenoptera; Braconidae
Product: speckle-type POZ protein-like A
Exons: 2
Coding region: 1-417 (138 amino acids)
Biological process (GO): proteasome-mediated ubiquitin-dependent protein catabolic process; regulation of proteolysis
Cellular component (GO): cytoplasm; nucleus
Molecular function (GO): ubiquitin protein ligase binding
Source: RefSeq, a predicted model, not a curated record
AUGUCGAAAAAACCAACGAAUAAUAAUUCUGAUGUAAUUUCAACAUUUGAUGCAACACAACAACUGAGUGCAGACUUGAAAAAACUUUUGUCAAAUGAACAAUUAUCUGAUGUUACAAUUCAAGUGGGUCAAAAAUCAUUUCCUGCAAUCAAAGGAAUUCUUGCAGUACGCAGUCCAGUUUUUUCUGCAUUGUUUAAUCACGAACAAUUAAAAGAAAAUAAAAAAAACGAAGUUGUCAUUGAAGAUAUUGAUGAAGAUGUUUUUGAAGAAUUUCUACAUUUCAUGUAUACUGGUGAAUCGCCAAAUGUUAACAAAAUGCCAAUUGAACUACUUGCUGUUGCUGAAAAAUAUCAGGUUGAUUGUCUUAAAAAUGUUUGUGAAAAAAUAAUAAGCGGAACGAUUGCAGAAACAUCAUAA